UAAUCACAAUAUUUAAAGGUAAAGUGGAAGAAGUUGAAUUACCUGUGGAUAAAGUAGACAUCAUCAUCAGCGAGUGGAUGGGUUACUGUCUGUUCUAUGAGUCAAUGUUAAACACAGUCAUCUUCGCACGAGACAAGUGGCUGAAACCUGGAGGGCUAAUGUUUCCGGACCGAGCUGCUUUGUACGUGGUAGCAAUUGAAGACAGACAGUACAAGGACUUCAAAAUUCACUGGUGGGAGAAUGUGUACGGCUUUGACAUGACCUGUAUUAGGGAUGUUGCCAUGAAGGAGCCUUUGGUGGACAUAGUAGAUCCAAAGCAAGUGGUGACCAAUGCCUGUUUAAUAAAGGAAGUAGAUAUUUAUACAGUGAAGACUGAAGAAUUGGCAUUUACUUCUGCAUUCUGCCUCCAAAUUCAGCGUAAUGAUUACAUUCAUGCCUUGGUCACAUAUUUUAAUAUCGAAUUUACGAAGUGCCACAAAAAGAUGGGAUUUUCUACAGCACCUGAUGCUCCCUAUACUCACUGGAAGCAAACUGUCUUCUACUUAGAGGACUACUUAACUGUGAGACGAGGAGAAGAAAUCUAUGGGUCUAUAUCCAUGAAACCAAAUGCAAAAAAUGUGCGUGACCUGGAUUUCACAGUAGACUUGGAUUUUAAAGGACAGCUAUGUGAAAUGUCAGUAUCUAAUGACUACAAAAUGCGCUAGCAAGAAACCUUUCAGAGAGAUAAAAAGGAGAAUUUUAUCAAGUCCUGAACUGCUGAACUUCAAGCUAGGAACAACUGUUCACAAGAUUAUUAUAUUAAAUACUAGAAUGUUUACUCUGAUGGAAGGUGGAAAUCCGAUCUUUCUUGCAGACAGUACAGGGGGCUGGGAUCCCACUGUGAAUGUACAGUAUACAGAACUGUAGCUUUU
This is a messenger RNA of Mesitornis unicolor (brown roatelo), 911 nucleotides long. Its product is annotated as protein arginine N-methyltransferase 8. Gene Ontology annotation, cellular component: plasma membrane. Gene Ontology annotation, biological process: peptidyl-arginine methylation. Gene Ontology annotation, molecular function: protein-arginine N-methyltransferase activity. The annotation marks the transcript as partial. The transcript is spliced from 6 exons. Lineage: Eukaryota; Metazoa; Chordata; Aves; Mesitornithiformes; Mesitornithidae. The record is from RefSeq and is a predicted model, not a curated record.